AUGGCAGCGCCCAUUGGUGAAAUUCAUGUGAAGCUUGAAUUCAGCGGUGGAGCAGAGUUAUUGUUUGGCAAGAUAAAGCAUCAUGAAGCUGUUCUAAACUGCAGUGAUAAAAAGUGUACAAUCAAAACGUUGCUUGUUUGGAUUAAAGAUAAUCUUCUGAAGGAGAGACCUGAAUUAUUCAUCCAAGGAGAUACAGUGAGGCCUGGUAUUUUGGUGCUUGUGAAUGAUGCUGAUUGGGAGUUAAUGGGUGAAUUAGAUUACGAGAUACAAAACAACGACAAAAUUAUCUUCAUAUCGACGCUUCAUGGUGGAUGAGCUGCUUUUGAAAGAUUGACUUCAGAAGAUUAACAUUUGAAAGUACAAUAUUCAGAACAAGAUGGCAUCUGGUGAUGCUCAGCAGGCUCCUCAAAAGGAUGCAGCCCGCCCUCACAAGUCGCCCAAGCCGAAGAUCAACCCCUCCACGGCGAACAUCCGCAAGCGUCAGCCCCGCAGGCUGCCCAAGCGCAAGAACGACAUCUACGUGACGCGCAAGUCCAACUUCGCCAGCCAGAUGGAGCAGUGUGAGAAACUCUUUGAUGGGGGAGAGAAAGAGGUGUGUAUCCACAGUCUUGGUGCGGCCAUCAACAGAGCCUUGAACAUUGCUUUGCAGCUGGAGUCCCGAAGCCUUGGGACGCUCCAGGUGGCCAUCAGCACUUCCACCGUCGAUCUAGUGGAUGACAUUGAACCGCUGUGCGAUGAAGGGGACUUUGAUACGAGGGAGAGAAGCAACUCUGCUGUUCAUAUCAGAGUGUUUAGGACUGAGAGCAAGAAAGAGGAGGUGCCAAAUAAGUGAUGUUGAUGUUGACUUGUAUCCGUGGCAACAGUCAUAUCUCUGAAGGACACAAACAUUUUGUGAGAAGUUGGAUAAUAAUGUAAUCUAGUCUCUUCAAUUGUGUUAAAGUUAGAUUUAUAGCAGUAUUAAUUGACCCUUCCUUUGGUUUCCAAUUGUUGAAGCCUAUAUGCAGGACAAAUGAAGUGAUAAAUUGAUCUAUUUAAAAAUAUGAUUACGGUAAGAAGAGAAAUACAUUUCUAAAUUAUUUCUCAAAAAAAUGUAUGACAAACUAGAAAAACUGUAGAAUACCUACAUAGUGAUUAUUUAUGAUUUAAUGAUAAAUGAAUGAUGUCAUUUUUGCCACACAGCGAUUUUUAUACAAGAUUGAUAUGUGUAGGGGUGGCAGGGUUCUCACCAGUAUAUAGAAUACACUAGAUGCUUAUCCAUCUCUGGGAUGGAGGCAUGCAGCCAAGUAUAUAACAAGUUUUAAGUCAUGAUACCAGUAGGUGAAAUAAAUCCAUGCACACUUUUUACCUGUCAAUGUGCUAUGAUCAUUCCAAAUCUUUUUCCUCUAGAUGAUGUAAAGCCAGUUCACUUAAUGCUCCUCUGCACUAGUUUAACCAGGAGGGAUUAGACCUCCCUGCAUGGUCACUGACAGGUGGUUAUCUCAUCAAAUCAGCUCUCAAUUAAUAACUUCAGAAAAAGGGGACCAUGGGAGACCAAUGGUCACUUAUUAGGUAUUAUUUUCUAUUGUUGAUUUUUAUUUGCUAUUAAAAACCAAUUCUUUUUCAUGCAUUU
Strongylocentrotus purpuratus (purple sea urchin) is the source of this 1609-nucleotide messenger RNA. RefSeq names its product ribonuclease P protein subunit p20 (gene pop7). Lineage: Eukaryota; Metazoa; Echinodermata; Echinoidea; Camarodonta; Strongylocentrotidae. The transcript has 5 exons. Gene Ontology annotation, cellular component: nucleolar ribonuclease P complex; ribonuclease MRP complex; nucleus. The coding region runs from base 377 to 832 and encodes 151 amino acids. The record is from RefSeq and is a predicted model, not a curated record. Gene Ontology annotation, molecular function: nucleic acid binding. Gene Ontology annotation, biological process: tRNA 5'-leader removal.